AGGAACGAGCAGAGCACACCGCCCUUGGGCCGCUUCCUCCUGGAAGCAUUGGAGAUAGGGUCAUCCAGGAGACCUCUCAGGAUGGGUGUUAAGAGAGAGGAGUCACGGCUGUACAAACCCUCCUUUGCGAUAGCAUAGCUGUGCCAAUUAGGAUGUUCUUCUAUUCUUUACAUUUACGCCAUGCGUUUAUGUGACUCAGUAAAUGCUGAACGUUGUUACCUAGGUUAAAACUUCCCUGCUCUACAAAGCACGCUGGAUUUCAGUAGAGCUCAGGAGAAGCAAUCUGUUGAGUGAUGGCCAAACGUGAAGUUACUUCUGGCUAUUGGUGCGUUGUCCGUUAGCUGUGGGUGAGGGGAGUUUGUUCCCCUACACUUGCAGAGGUUCAUUUGGUUUGACUGCCCUGCAGCAUGCUGACCCCCUGCGCCUCACCUGCAGCACGCGUGCUCCUCUGCACGUGGGUGAAGAAAGUUGCAUGGGUUGCGUGGUGGCUGCUGGUGAACUGAGUUGCCACAAGGGCAGGCGUUGGUUUGAAUUUAUUUUCUGCACAUUUUAGAAAGUUCUUAUUCCACUGCUUUCCUCCUUGAGAAGUGAAGGCUGAACAAGCUGCGUGAUGUUCAUGUCCUGCAGCUCCCCAAGUGUGGGCAAACAGGCUGUGCAGCAGGUGAGUGCUCAGUGCCUGGGCUGCCUCUGUACAUCCCCAGAGGGAGCCAGGAGCAAACCUGGGAGGAUGCAAAGCAAAGAGGAAUGCAAACAGCACCGAAACCUUUGGAGGCACAGUGCUGUUAACAGUGGGGUUAUGUCCGUUGUCUCCAGCAUGGAUCUGUAUGUAAGCUCUUAUUUUCUGUAGACCUUAUUGCUCCAGCAAAGGAACAAGCAGAGCUGGAGUUACUUUCUGCAAUGAGAGAACGUUGCUGCACAGAUAUGUUGUAGGGAGGACAGGAAGAAAGAGACAGAAGUUGCUUAAGCUGAUGUUUGCCCUCAGAACAAACGGUUAUGAACUGGCUGCGAAGUGCAAGUAAGGUUUCCAGCUCCCCGAGGAGCCAGAUCUGCAAUGGCUUUUGCAAUAAGUGCUGGGGAGGCCUCCCCUUCAUUUCUGGUUUAAGUGGAUGUUGAGCCAUCUGGAGAGAUGGUUAUUUGACAUGGCACCUUGUGACAGGAGGGGAUGGGAGCGGUGACUUUGCACCUUGGUGUCUUUCAUGACUGAGGCUGGGAGAAAAGCCAUCGGUUUGCACCCAGGCCAGGUUCAGGUUGGAGAUAAUCCCGUGACGGCUGUUCAGGAGGCUGUGUGGGAUGAUUAUAGCACUUGGUCCGUUUCCCAGUUUGCCGGCAUCGUGUCACAGAAGCAGCUUUGUAUGGAUCCCGGUGCACAUUCUUGUUGGCCGGUGACUUUGGGUUAAACUUGAAUGUAAAUUCUUGGCUUCUCCUGGAGGUUUUCCUCUUGAUUCUGGCAAGGGGAGAAUGAAGGCACAUUCCCUCUGAUGUGCUCGGAGACCUCUAAUUUGUGCUUUCAGCCUGGCAUCCUUUAUGAAGUGCUCAGAAAGAGGAUGUAUCAUAGUCAAUAGAGUAACUCUGUGUUCUGCAGCAGCUUUCUCAGGAGAAGAAAUUAAGUUGCACUACUGUUCUUUUCCAGGGUUCCUCUCAGCCGCUGACAGAGUCAAUGAAAGCGGAGUCAUUUCAAUUCUGUGCUGCUCUCUGCUGUGUGCCUCGGGAAAGCCAAAUGCUGUGGCUGUGUGCUGUGUCCUGGAAAGCAGGCACGAACCCUUGGGCUUCUGGAGGGAGCGAUGUGAUUGGGGUGGCCCUAACGAAGAGCAUCCUUCCAUUUACCCAGAGGAAUGCGUGUGCUCGCCGUGCCACACACAGUGCUGGGCUGCUUCUGCUGGUGCUGAGAGCAUAAUCUGUCUGAGCUGGGUGGGACAGCUCUGUAGAAAUGCUGGCAGGCUGCUGUGCAGCCUGGAGCUGUGGGAGCUGCUGGGCAUGGGGAGAUGGCAAGAAAGGAUGGAUGCUCUUUGCAGCUUUGCAGACUUACUGCAUUCCAGCCACCCUGAAACCCAGCAGGCACCGUAUUCAUCCAGAAUAGGAAGCGUUCCCUGUGCUGAGCAGCUAACUGUCUCAAAAGCAAGAACAGAUUCAGGCAAAAUGCACAACCAGAGAUGUGCCAAGCAGUAGGCUUGGCAGCGUCGCUCCAUUAUCUUCUGUUGUUGGGCUGAGAUGUUGGCCUGGAGUGCUGACGCACGUAUGUAAUUUUCCCCUUCCUUAACUCCUUGCUCAUCUCUGGGUGCCUCUUCUUAGAUUUGAUCCGUCGUUAUCCUAAAUGAGCUGAACAUGGAGAAUUACUGCUGAGCAGUACCUGCUCCUUGCUCUGCAGAGCGCUGUGUGCUGUGUCUGCAUGGUUCUUCCAUGCUCCUUUUGAGAUGCAGGAUAAGAGCCUGACUCCAAGGAGCACAGCCAUUGGUGUUGCAAUGUGAGGCCACAUGGUAGGCUACAGCCACGCUGAAUUUCAGGCUCUCCCUACGUCCAAAAUGCAAAUAAAUAUAUUGGUGGAAAAAUCCCGAACCCACAGGUCUGCAUUUUAUGCCUUCUGGGACAAACUGGGCUAAUACAUUGAUAUUGUUCCUGCUCGUUAGUAAAUUCUGGUCUAAUGCUUUUGCUCUAGUGUUUGAAAUCAGGACUUUGCUUGUUAAAAUCUGGUGUCCCUGAGGCGUAAACACAGCCAUGCAGGUGGCCCUUUAGACAAGUGACUCAAUUUAAGGCUUCUGUAGCUUUCAAAGGUGCUGAGCACGUUGCCCAAAGGAGUGGGGCUCAGUACUUCUGCAUAUCUGGACCCUGGGCUUCUUUGCAUCUGUGUACAGCAUAGGGUUGGUGCUGCCCAAGAACUGUGUGUGAACUGAACUGGCUGGGGAAUGAUCUUUCCAAGACUGUGGGGUGCCCACUUUUGUGCUUGGCUUUGGAUUCUAACCCUCACAGAUAGUCUGUGUGAAACAGCAGACCUUGGAUUCUCUCUCAAUGUCAUAGAGCUGCUCCUCGCUUUACUGCAUUAUUCCUCCACAGCUGUCAGUCUUUGCUCCUCAAUUCUGCAGUGUUUUAGGACUGCUGGGACUGUUGAACCUCACACCUGGUGGUGAAGAGUGAACAUCUUUGUGUUCAUCCAGCAGGCAUGGCAAGAAAUCUCUGCACCCUCCAGGAAGGAUCACGUAGCAGUGAUUUCUCACCUGCCUUUGGAGAUCGGGAGCUGUUAGGGGUGGCGGUGACAGAAACAUUAUGUUCAGCUGGGAAAGAGUUACUGACUUGCAUGCAGUCCAGAAGUGGACAGAGAUCUACCAGAGCAUCCUUCAUCUCAGGAACAAUUUGGUUAAAAGGGAUCAUUCUCUCAGGUUUCUGUUGACGCUCGGCUGUUACCAGGGUUGUGUCCCUGUGGGUUUUCACUGGAAAACUGUCGGUGUAAUUGCUGCCCUUGACAAAGUGAAGUAGUUACCAAGAAAGGUGGUGGAGGUGACAUCCUCUGGGUGCUUUCACACAGAUUAGAUGAAACGGUGCGUUCAGUCAGUGAUGUUCUGUCAGCAUGAGCUUUCUUUAGCCACUGAGGCAGUGUGCCUACGUGUUUAUAACUCUGAUAAAGCUUUUGUUUUUAGCACGGUGGCUCAGAGCGUCGUUAUGGGGGAGAUGAGACCACAGUGUGAUCCCAAAAGCUGAAGUGAUGGAUUGAGCCCUCUUGCUUGGUGUGAUACAUAUGCUUAAAAAUCAAAAUCUGUGAGGUAGUUGGUUCUGUGUACUUUCUGUGUAUGGUUUUAGGUUUUUAAUGCUCCUACUCUUCCCUCUGAUAACUUGAGGCCUGACGUGUUAAUAUUUUUGUUUAUUUAUUUUUAAAUGGAAACAGAACUUCUGAUGAAAUCGUGUGAUUCAAGAAGUUGGAGGUUGAUGAACAAACGUUCGUUGCUAUGGAAAUGAGUGAACUUGUAACAUGUUAUGUCUCCUUUUGGACAGAAAAUCAGAGCUUUCAAGUGGAUUCCAGGCUGGCCUUUGGGAGCCCAAAUGCCCACUCCUGACAGUGUCCCCUGAUUCGUAGGAUGAGUGCAGCUUUUCCUCCUCGAGGAGAGGAGCUAUUGCAGAACCAGAGGCUAUUAAAACUGCCAAGGGAGGACCAACGGGAGGGAAGGUCGGGCUUUGCCUACGAGAGAGUUGGUGCUUCUGAGUGGUCAUUGUAGGUACUUGGGGAGCACACAGCCCUUCCUGUGCGAGACCGUAGGAUGGUCAGCCCUGUGCAGAGCCUUGAUCAUGCAAGGUCAUUCUCUCUAAACCAGAGUAGUUAAGAGCUCGACUGACUUUAUUUCUGGUUCCUUUCCAGGCUCAUGGUCUGCAGCGCCAUGCAGGAUCCCAGCCCUCACUCUGCGAGCCGGAGGUGAAUCCAUGGGAAGACCAGCUAUUGUGGUAGCUGUCAGGAUGACCAAAGCACGGCUCCUCCGUCUCUCUGUGGUGCUGGUCUCCAUCUUCAUGAUCCUCCUGAUCAUCGUCUACUGGGACAACGUGGGAACAGCUCACUUCUACCUGCACACGUCCUUUUCCAGGCCUCAUUCCCCAGAGGCCAUCCCCGGUAUCGCUGCAGGUGGGGACUGGGAAGCCUUGCCGGAGGUGGAUGAGUUUUUGGCCAAGCUGCUUAGUUCAAGCCUGAAACAGAACAGCUCUACUUCCCGAAAGACAGAGCAGCUGCUCGUCCAGGGCUCCAACAAACCUGUGGUGAGCAAUUUGGAGGAGAACAUACGGGGCUACGACUGGUCGACGCACAAUGCCAGAAACAGCUUGGACCAAGAGAAGCUGCAGAUAGAGAGGCAGAGAACGUUGCGGGAGUUUUGUGCCAAUUCCAGCUUUGCCUUCCCCACCAAAGAGCGCUCCUUUGAUGACAUCCCAAACUACGAGCUCAACCACCUGAUUGUGGAUGACCGCCACGGCAUCAUCUACUGCUACGUCCCCAAGGUAGCCUGCACCAACUGGAAACGGGUGAUGAUUGUGCUGAGUGAGAGCCUGCUGGACCAAGGGGUCCCAUACCGGAACCCCCUGGACAUCCCACGGGAGCACGUCCACAACACCAGCACCCACUUGACUUUCAACAAAUUCUGGCGUCGAUACGGGAAAUUCUCCCGGCAUCUCAUGAAGAUCAAACUGAAGAAGUACACGAAGUUCCUCUUUGUGAGGGACCCUUUUGUCCGCCUCAUCUCUGCCUUUCGCAGCAAAUUUGAGCUGGAGAACGAGGAGUUCUACCGGCGCUUUGCCGUCCCCAUGCUAAAGCUGUACUCCAACCACACCAACCUUCCCACCUCUGUUAGCGAGGCCUUCGGGGCGGGUCUCAAAGUCUCCUUUUCUGACUUCAUCCAGUACUUACUGGAUCCCAGGACAGAGAAGAUGGCCCCUUUCAAUGAGCACUGGCGGCAGGUGUACCGGCUGUGCCACCCGUGCCAGAUAGACUAUGAUUUCAUUGGGAAGCUGGAGACGCUGGAUGAGGAUGCUGCUUAUCUCUUGCAGCUUCUCAAAGUGGACAGGCUGCUCCGCUUCCCCCCCAGCUACCGGAACAGGACUGCCAGCAGCUGGGAGGAUGACUGGUUUGCUAAAAUCCCCCUGGCUUGGAGGCAGCAGCUCUACAAGCUUUAUGAGGCAGACUUUGUACUCUUUGGCUACCCCAAGCCAGAAAACUUGCUUAAAGACUAAAAGCAAUUGGGCUGCGGGUGGGGGAGGGAACGUCUGAAAUACCAAAAAUGUUUAAAGCCUCCUCGUUUUUUUUGCUCUUACCUCCCUUCUCCAUACAGGUUGGUACAAUGGAAUAUAUUUUUUCUACCGCUUCCCCUUCCGUUUUUGCAGUAAUGCCAAGUUCAGGAUAUUUCCAUCCAGCUGCGCAUAUGGAUAAAAUGCCAGUAUUUUUAUCAUUGUUUUCUGGGUUUCCUUUGUUUUUUUUUAAUGCCCCCAUGAUUUGCAGUGGGUCGCUGCCCAUGGUCACUCUGCCAGCUGUGUCCUUCAGUAGCUUUUUAUUAAUACUUUUUUUAAAAUUAAUAUAUUUAAGAUAUUUAAUACGAAGUGUGUGUUGUGGCAAAGGAAAGGAAGGAAUAAAAAGAAAAGAAGUGAAAGAAAAACGUAA
Messenger RNA from Gallus gallus (chicken), 6121 nucleotides. It is a transcript of the gene CHST12, whose product is annotated as carbohydrate sulfotransferase 12. The transcript is spliced from 2 exons. Lineage: Eukaryota; Metazoa; Chordata; Aves; Galliformes; Phasianidae. Gene Ontology annotation, cellular component: membrane. Gene Ontology annotation, molecular function: sulfotransferase activity. The record is from RefSeq and is a predicted model, not a curated record. Bases 4405 to 5697 code for a protein of 430 amino acids. Gene Ontology annotation, biological process: carbohydrate biosynthetic process; proteoglycan biosynthetic process.